This is a messenger RNA of Lotus japonicus, 1557 nucleotides long. RefSeq names its product IAA-amino acid hydrolase ILR1-like 4. Gene Ontology annotation, biological process: auxin metabolic process. The record is from RefSeq and is a predicted model, not a curated record. Gene Ontology annotation, molecular function: IAA-Ala conjugate hydrolase activity. The transcript is spliced from 5 exons. NCBI's taxonomy places the organism in Eukaryota, Viridiplantae, Streptophyta, Magnoliopsida, Fabales, Fabaceae. Bases 75 to 1409 code for a protein of 444 amino acids. Gene Ontology annotation, cellular component: endoplasmic reticulum.
AUCUUCUAUGAAAAGAAACUCACGACCCUUUCACUUUCACUCUGUACAUUCUGGUUACUCGCUGUUAACAAACCAUGGCUUCCUUCAAAUGCUUCCAUUUUUUCAUCAUCACUUUGCAAGUUUUUGCUGCAAUACCCAUUUUCUCAUUAGCAGAUUCCUCCUUCACACAAAAUCAGCUCUUCACAAAGUUCCUAGACACUGCCAAGAAACCUGAGCUUUUUGAUUGGAUGCUCACUAUCAGAAGGAAGAUACACCAGUUUCCUGAAUUGGCCUAUCAAGAAUUUCAAACCAGUGAAGUCAUAAGAGCAGAAUUGGAUAAGUUGGGGAUCCCCUAUAAACACCCUGUUGCAGAAACUGGUGUUAUUGGCUUCAUAGGGUCUGGAAAGUCACCUUUUGUUGCCUUAAGAGCUGAUAUAGAUGCUCUUCCCAUGCAAGAAAUGGUGGAGUGGGAGCACAUGAGUCAAGUAGAUGGAAAGAUGCAUGCUUGUGGUCAUGAUGCUCAUACUACAAUGCUUCUUGGUGCUGCUAAGAUUCUCAAACAGCAUGAAAAUGAGAUUAAGGGAACUGUUGUUCUUGUUUUCCAACCAGCAGAGGAAGGAGCUGCAGGGGCUAAGAAAAUUGUUGAAUCUGGAGCCUUGGAAAAUGUAUCUGCUAUCUUUGGAUUGCAUGUGCUACCUACGCUUCCAGUAGGUGAAGUGGCUUCUAGAUCUGGUCCUUUAAUGGCAGGGUCUGGUCGGUUUGAAGCAAUUAUCAAUGGAAAGGGAGGUCAUGCAGCUAUUCCUCAUACUGCUGUUGACCCGAUUUUGGCGGCUUCGAAUGUAGUUAUUAGCUUACAAUACCUUGUUUCUCGCGAGGCUGAUCCUUUGGACUCCCAGGUUGUGACGGUUGCAAAGUUUCAAGCUGGGAGUGCAUUCAAUGUUAUUCCAGAUUAUGUCACAAUUGAUGGAACCUUUAGAGCUUUUACCACAGAAAGCUUGGAGUACCUGAGACACCGCAUUGAGCAGGUUAUCGUUGGACAAGCAGCUGUGCAGAGGUGCAAUGCAACUGUCAACUUCCAUGAUGAAGUGAAUCCUUCCUAUCCUCCAACUAUAAAUGAUGAUGGCUUGCACGAGCAGUUUCGAGAUGUUGCGGUGAAUUUGCUCGGUGCAGAUAAAGUUCACAUUGACAUGCCGCCAAUGACGGCUUCUGAAGACUUCUCAUACUAUCAAAAGGUCAUGUCUGGCUACUUCUUUUUUCUUGGGAUUCAGAAGGAUCACCGGCCUCAUUUUUUGCACUCACCGUAUCUCAUGAUCGAUGAAGAAGGUCUUCCUUAUGGAGCUGCACUUCAUGCCUCAUUAGCUAUUAAUUAUCUUCAAAAACAUCAGCAACAAGGACCAACGGGGGAAGGGAAAUUUCGUGAUGAGUUAUAGUUGUUAUUAACCAUUUUAAGCUUCCAGCCUUAAGGGAAUUAUAAGUUAGAAUUUCCACUUGGAAAAUGUUACUGCUAUCUUGAUGUAAUUCCUUUCUUCAUAGUACACGUAACUUCAACUUGAAUAACAAUAAAUUUUCAUUCACACC